UCCGGUCUGGCUCUGUGUUGAAGCCGCUUCAUAUUUUCGCUGCGGCGGAGGAAUAAGAUGCGGAGCAGGAGCGGAACCGGACCCCGUGAUCCGGAUCAACCUAGAACCAGAACCAGAAGCAGGAUAACGGAUCCAUCCUACUCCGGUCCGGCCUGACUCGGCCCGCAGACAGCAUGACAGCAGCAGCGGCAGCGGAGGAGAGCGUGACAGAGAAAGGCUCCGCUAGCCGCUGAGACCGGCAGCUAGCCGGGCAGCUAACAGCGCGAUGACCGCGGAGGGAAGCGGCACGAUCCGCAGCCGCAUCAAGAACCUGCUGCGCUCCCCGUCCAUCAAACUGAGGAGGAGGAGCGGCGCCGCGCGGCACAAAGAGGACCUCAGCGAGAAGGUGACCUUGGAGAAGGUUCUGGGCAUCACAGCUCCAGGGAACCGAGCGCUGGCCUGCGACCCCCGAACUGGACAGUUGGCUUAUCCUGCCGGGUGUGUCGUAGUUCUGUUGAAUCCUCGGAAGAACAAACAGCAUUACAUCUUCAACAGCUCCAGGAAGGCGAUCACCACGUUAGCGUUUUCUCCAGAUGGAAAGUAUGUUGUCACGGGAGAGAGCGGUCACAUGCCGGCGGUUCGAGUCUGGGAGGUGUCGGAGCGUCUGCAGGUCGCCGAGCUGCAGGAACAUAAAUACGGAGUUUCCUGCGUGGCGUUUUCUCCCAACGGAAAAUACAUCGUCAGCGUCGGCUACCAACACGACAUGAUGGUCAACGUCUGGAACUGGAAGAAAAAUGUCGUUGUUGCAGCCAACAAGGUGUCCAGUAAGGUGACGGCCGUCUCCUUCUCGGACGACAGCUCCUACUUUGUUACCGCCGGAAACCGCCACGUCAAGUUCUGGUACCUGGACCACGCCAAGACCUCCAAGGUGAACGCCACCGUCCCUCUGCUGGGGCGUUCAGGGCUGCUGGGAGAGCUCAGGAAUAAUUUCUUCAGUGAUGUGGCGUGUGGGCGGGGUCGACAGGCCUCCUCCACCUUCUGCAUCACUUCCUCCGGUCUGCUGUGUGAGUUCAACGACCGGCGACUCCUCGACAAGUGGGUCGAGCUGCGGACAGUCGACUCUGCCCCCGCGUCUCAGGCUACCUGUCUGUCCGUCACAGACGAGUUGAUCUUCUGUGGUUGUUCUGACGGGACGGUUCGAGCUUUCAGUCCCGUCAACCUGCACUUCCUGUGCACUCUGCCCCGCCCACACUGUCUGGGAGCUGACAUCGGCAGUAUGGUGGACGCCAGUCAGUUGUUCACCUGCAGGCCGGAGGCCCGGUACCCGGACACGGUGGCGGUGACCUACGACCCCGCCACCCGCUGGCUGUCGUGCGUCUACAACGACCACAGUGUUUACGUGUGGGACGUCCGAGACCUGCGAGACCCCCGCAGGGCGGGAAAACUCUACUCUGCUCUCUACCACUCCUCCUGUGUGUGGAGCCUGGAGGUGUACCCAGAGGGGGGAGGGGGAGGGGCAGGAGGAGGUGAGGUGCAUCUCCCCCCCGGGUCGUUCUUGUCCUGCUCCUCAGACAACACCAUCCGUCUGUGGAACACCGACGGCCACAAACUCCUCACCAGGAACAUCCUGAGCCCCGACCUACAGAAGAUAAUUUACGUGGACGACAACGUCACCAGCCUCCUGGACCCAGAGAGUGACACCGUCAACGGUGGCAGCUCGGAGAAGGCGGGGUCAUCGGGCUCCGAGGGGCAGCAGACCGACCAGAGCCGGGCGGGCAUCAGGACCCUGAGAGUCAGUCCGGAUGGACAGCACCUGGCCUCUGGAGACCGCAUGGGAGUCCUCAGGAUCCAUGAUCUGGACGGUAUGGAGGAGAUCUUGAACGUUCAGGCUCACGACUCAGAGAUUCUCUGCCUCGAGUUCUCCAAACCAGAUACGGGUCUCCAGUUGUUAGCCACGGCCAGUCGUGAUCGUUUGAUCCACAUCCUGGACGCGAGCAAAGAGUACAGUCUGGUUCAGACUCUGGACGAACACUCGUCCUCCAUCACUGCCGUCCGAUUCGCCGCCAAUGAGGGUAAAGUGAGGAUGAUCAGCUGCGGAGCCGAUAAGAGCGUCUACUUCCGCACCGCUCAGCAGGUGGACGAAGGUUUGGUGUUCACUCGGACUCAUCAUGUGGUGAGGAAGACGACUCUGUACGACAUGGACGUCGAACCGACCAGGAAGUACGCAGCGGUGGGCUGUCAGGACCGCAGUAUCAGGAUCUUCAACAUCAGUAACGGGAAACAGAAGAAGAUGUAUAAAGGCUCUCAGGGCGAGGAUGGGACUCUCAUUAAAGUGCAGAUUGACCCCUCAGGUCUCUACAUCGCCACUUCCUGUUCAGAUAAGAACAUCAGUAUAUUUGACUUCUACUCUGGAGAGUGUGUGGCCACCAUGUUCGGACACUCUGAGAUUGUAACCGGUCUGAAGUUCACCAGUGACUGCAGACACCUGAUCACAGUGUCUGGAGACAGCUGUAUCUUCGUGUGGCGUCUCAGUCCAGAGUUGACCAUCAGGAUGAGGCAGCGACUUGCCGACCUCCGACCUCCCAGCAGCACUCAGACGUCCCAGAAUGCACCUCAGCAAAAAGUGGUGAACCUCAGCAGUCGGGAGGCGUCGUCUCCUCGCGUCGUCACCAUGUCUUCUGACAGCGACAAGGAGGAGGAAGAGGAGGAGGAUGAGGAGCGCAGCUGCCCUUAUGUGGUCACAGCAGGAUGCCUACAGGAAGAGGAGGAGACAGAAAUGUCUGAUGAGAAGUUCGACUCUCAGCGCAGCAGAGACGGCAAGGAGGCGUCGGGUCGACUACCUCGCCGUCAGUGGUCCAGGAGGACGGGCGGCGACGGUGUCCUGAUGGUGAAGUCUAUGUUGGACCUGAGACUGCUGGACUCGUACUGCCCUGACAGACAGGCGGAGCAGCAGGCGGAGCAAGAGGAGGUGAAGACACGUCCUCGGGAUGUAAGCCCCUCCUCAUGCAACCAGAGGAGGGACCCAGGUGUGGAGGCGGGGCUUCACAGGACCAAUCAGGAGCUGGGGAGCACCAUCAGUCUGCAGGUCACCACUGCAUGGGCUGAAGACGAUGACGCAAGGACCAAUCAGAGGCCAGACUUUAUCCAGCUCUCCAAUCAGAGCCCGGACGGGGAGGCUCUAGUGCUGUAUCCUGACCAAUGGGAAGGACAGAGUGAGCCUGGCAGGAAGGUAGGUCUGAUUCUUGAGUUCCAGGUGAAGGAGGCACGUCCUGCUGCUGCAGGUGAACGUCAGGACAAACCAAGUCCAGACAGCGGCUGCUCACUGGGAUUCAGCUCCAGACUAUCCAGUCCAGUCAGACCUGCAGGGGAUGAUUCAGAGCCCACAGAGCCUAUCAGUGUGGAUGGAAACUCCUCUGAGCUGGAGAUGGAGGAGGAUGAAGAGGAGAGAGGAAGAGGAGAACGAGGAGGAGAGGUCAAGGCCUCUCAGGUCGUCCUACAGACUCCAGACCAGGAAGCUUUCCUGAAAGAAAACUUUGUCACACUGGCCGACCUCUCAGGCUCAGGGAGUCCGAGCAAAGCGUCUCACAGCUCCAGUGAAAGUCUCAGCAUCUCCUCCAGGUUCCUCUCCCAGAAUUCAUCUGGAAGUCGGACUGUGUUUCCUCUUCCAUCUCGGACCACCGGGGGAGGAGGAGGGGAGGUGAAGACCCGUCCUCUGGUUUCAGAGGUCAAACCUCUGAUGGAGGAGAACCAGAACCAGACCAAGGAGAGGAGGGUGUCAUCGAACCAGGACCAAACCCAGAAACAGAACCAGGACCAGGACCAAACCUUCUCACUACAGGACCAGGAACAGUCCCAAAACAGGGCCAAUCAGGACCAAACACAGCCUCCUCAGGUCGGGAACCAGAUCCAGCAGACUACAGAUCAGCAGAACGAGGAGGAGACCUCCUCAGUCCAGCAGUUCCACCGGCCCUCCCCACUGAAGAAGAAGGUCCAAACCUUGGUGGAGUCCAGGAGGAACUUGGGCCCGACGGCCCGAGCCGCCGUCUCACAUCUGAACUCCUCAUCCGGUCUUCGGAAGGCUCAAUCAGUCCAGAGCCUGCUGUUAGACACAGGUGACUCCACUCUCUCGACCUCUUGUCCAUCUAGUGAGUUCCCCCUUCAGAGGUUACUCCCCCUGCAGCGUCCCACCACCCUCCCUUCCUCCCCUAGACGCCCCUCAUCCAUACCCUCGCCCGUUCAGAGGUCUAGCCCCGUCUCCCCCAGGUCCCCCCAGCAGGAAACAGCUGCCACCUCGACUGCAGCUCCGUCUGCUUUCACCACCCCAAGGAAGACUUCAUCCGCCUCCACCCCCACGCCAGUGACGUCUCGCUCCUACAUGAGCCCCACCACCAGCUCCAUGGCCAAGAUGUCACGCUCCAUCUCUGUUGGCGACGGCCUCAACAUCCCCGAUUCCGGCGAGGACCCCCCUUUGACACCAUCCGCAGUGGUAACCCCGUCUUCUCAGGUCAAAGACACUCAACCUCUUCUUGUUGCCGUGGUCCCUUCCAACGCAGCUCUGGCCACGCCCCUCCACGCCGCCGUUGUCCCCGUCGUCGUUGCCUCCUCUUCGUCUCUGGGUAACCAUCGUAACGAGGUGGCCCCUCCCCCCCGCAGUCUCCAGGCUCGGGUCCCCGGAGGCAGCAGGCCGCUCCCCGACAAGCCCUCCCUCGCCUCCUUGUCUUCCACAUUGCGGCCUCCUCCUGUAUCUGUCUCCCCACUGACUCCCCCCCAGCAAGAGGAGGAGCCUCAGACUCCUGCAGGCAGCAGCAGUAGCGUGGAGCAGAGAGACGACGCAGACCAGCCAAUCAGUGUGGAGAACUGCAGAGCUAUGACCAAUGAGCUGCAGAGCUGCUUCAAAAGAGCCACACACCUGUACAGGAAGGUGAGCGGCUCGUCCCACGACGGCUCCACGCCCGACCAGCAUCAGAUGGCCGUCGUCCUAUCAGAAGCCUUCCAGGCCAUGAGGGCGGAGCUCGACUGUCUGCCGCUCGGUGAACCAAACACGCUGGGAGUGGAGGGAGGGUUAGGAGGAGUCGGGGAGGUGAAGACGGCUGCUCUGCUAGAGGAGUACUCUCUGCUGCUGCUGCAGGCUGUUCACAGGAGGAUCAACAACACUGGAGACUGAACACUCAAACUCUUCUUCUCCUUUCUUUGCAUCUUCUUCCUCCUCACAAUCUUUUCUUUCUUUCUCAUCCCUAUCUCCCUCCUGCUCUUCUUAGUCUUCCUCUUCCUACAUCUUAUUUCAUUUCCUUCCUUCUAUUCUAGUCUUCCUGCUCUUCGGUGUGGUCCUCUGUGUCCAAAUCUUUCAUCUUCUUAUCAGCUUUUUCCCCGUUCUUCCUCCUCCUCGUCUUCACAGAUGAAGGAACUGAAGCCAUUUGGAUUUCGUCUGGACAUGUAUUCGUCUGGACAUGUAUUCCUUUUUUUAUUGUUAAGCAAGAAUCUCUCUGGUCUUAAAGGAACGGCACGUCGAAUCAUUUUAAAGUUUUUUAGAAACUGAAACGAUGGAAGUUUUUAUCAAGUUGUUUUUUAAAGACGUUUCUGCGACUGAAUCGUGGAUGUUUUUCCUUUUUCAUUCUCAUCCUUUGGAUUUUUGAUUAUUGUUGUAGAAACGUUGAGGUUAGACUGUAGAGACUUUUAAAGGAGCAAACAGCAAUAUGAGACGUUUUGUCACCAUUUGAUGUAAAUUUUCUUUCCUGAGUUCACUUGAAUCUUAAACCUGUUGGAAACGUCACGGUGAGUUCAAGUAAGAUUUUUAGUUUGUAUUUAUUCUGUUGAUGUUACAAUUUCAGUGUACUGAGCACUGACCGAUAUUCUUCACCAGACUUCACACGGACCACCAUGUUUUUAAAAAUCAUGGAUUCAAAGUUAACUGUUUUUUAUAAUUGUUACUAGAGGAACACUUUUAGGGCUUGUUGGGUUUAAAUUUGGGGUCAGAUUGUUGUAACACUGACUUUCUCACUAACUAACAGGUUCAGUUUGAAAUGUUUUCAUGUUUUUUGUCAAGAUUUAAUAAACAUUUGAGACUUA
Messenger RNA from Cottoperca gobio, 6045 nucleotides. RefSeq names its product mitogen-activated protein kinase binding protein 1 (gene mapkbp1). The record is from RefSeq and is a predicted model, not a curated record. Lineage: Eukaryota; Metazoa; Chordata; Actinopteri; Perciformes; Bovichtidae. Gene Ontology annotation, molecular function: protein binding. Gene Ontology annotation, biological process: negative regulation of canonical NF-kappaB signal transduction; positive regulation of JNK cascade. Gene Ontology annotation, cellular component: cytoplasm.